AUGGCUGACAAAUCGGCUUAUAUGUCUGCUGGAGGAUAUUCGUCUGGAUACAUGGGAAGCAAUGCCUCAUCCUCCGGAUAUGCUCGUGAAGAUUAUGCUCAAGGAGGAAGCAGCGGUGGACAAACAUCGGGAGGAAACACAAACCCAGGAGCCCAAGUCUUCAAGGCUCGCACCGAUCAAUCGUGCUACAUGGGACCACCAUAA
This is a messenger RNA of Caenorhabditis angaria, 204 nucleotides long. The record is from the annotation of a GenBank genome assembly. NCBI's taxonomy places the organism in Eukaryota, Metazoa, Nematoda, Chromadorea, Rhabditida, Rhabditidae.